This is a messenger RNA of Orycteropus afer afer, 1413 nucleotides long. It is a transcript of the gene TEKT1, whose product is annotated as tektin 1. Gene Ontology annotation, cellular component: nucleus; microtubule cytoskeleton. Gene Ontology annotation, biological process: cilium movement involved in cell motility; cilium assembly. Lineage: Eukaryota; Metazoa; Chordata; Mammalia; Tubulidentata; Orycteropodidae. The record is from RefSeq and is a predicted model, not a curated record.
GUUUACUACUCCGUUCUGUGAGAUCCUGAAAGUCCAGUGAGGGUAAGGAGGGUCCUACCCCGAACCUGGAUAGUAGUUCUUUGCGGUGCUGAGGACUUUGAAAACCUCAAAUGGCCAAAUUACUACAACUUCCCCCCAAGUUCCUGCCCUCAGAGUGGCAUAUUGCUAACAAGAACCAGUACCACAGUGCAGAGGCCCAAAGGUCCCGAUCUGAACGCCUAGUGGCAGAAAGCCAGAGGCUUGUGGAUGAAAUUGAAAAGACCACAAGAAAAUCUCAAAGUGAUGUGAACAAGAAAAUAGAACAGAGACUUGAGGAAGUCAAGUUCUGGAAGAAGGAGUUAGAUGACAAACUUGAGCAGCUUGUGCAUGAAACUGAGGAUCUACUGAUAUUUAAGAUAAGGUUGGAAAGAGCCCUGGAGAGCUUAAAAGAACCCUUGCACAUCACUCAGACGUGCCUUACGUACAGGGAGAACCGAAUUGGGAUUGACUUGGUACAUGAUGAAGUGGAACAGGAGCUGAUAAAGGAGGUUGAGGUCAUUCAGGGGAUUAUAGCCCUGCUGACCCGCACCUUGGAGGAGACUUCUGAGCAGAUCAGGCUGAACCGUUCUACCAAGUACAAUCUUGAGAAGGAUUUGAAGGACAAGUUUGUGGCCCUUACCAUCGACGAUAUCUGCUUCUCACUCAACAACAACUCGCCAAACAUCAGAUACUCUGAGAAUGUUGUGAGGGUUGAACCAAACUCUGUGAGUCUGGAAGACUGGUUGGACUUCUCCAACACCAACGUGGAGAAGGCUGACAAGCAGCGAAACAACUCCCUUUUGUUGAAGGCCCUGGUGGACCGAGUUCUGUCCCAGACGGCCAAUGACCUGCGUAGACAAUGUGAUGUGGUGGACACGGCAUUCAAGAAUGGGCUGAAGGAGACCAAGGAUGCCAGGGACAAGCUGGCUGUUCAUCUGGCCAAGGUCAUGGAAGAGGUGGCUUCCCAGGAGAAAAACAUUACAGCUCUUGAAAAAGCCAUCCUUGAUCAGGAAGGGCCUGCCAAGGUGGCACAUACCCGCCUAGAGACCAGGACACACCGGCCUAAUGUGGAACUGUGUCGAGAUACUGCACAGUACAGGCUGAUCAAGGAGGUUGAGGAGAUCAGCCGCAACGUUGCAAGAUUAAAGGAAACAGUAGCCCAAGCUCAGGUGGAGCUGAAAGGGCUGAAUCGCAGACAGCUUGCCCUGCAGGAGGAGAUCCAGGUCAAGGAGAACACCAUCUACAUCGAUGAGGUGCUGUGCAUACAGAUGAGGAGGUCCAUCCCCCUGAGGGAUGGGGAAGAUCAGGGGGGCUGGGCUGGGGGCUUCCAUCCAGACGCAGUCUGCUGAUGGUAAGGAGAGUUCACAUUCUCAUUAAACCACAUCAUUGAACAGU